AUGGGUCAGACACUGAGUGAGCCCGUCACUGAAAAGGUAAGCCCCACUUUGGUCCUUGAUAAGCAGCAGCCAACAGCGGCGGGCGGAUAAUGGGUCAUAGCAGCGGCAAUUGAUUCAUGAUCUACACGUUAUAUGUAUGGCCUGUCUGGGGCGCCUCGUGCGACAGCUGACCUUCUUCCACCAAACAGAAAUCAGACGAGGGCCAAGAUGAUCGCGUCGCCUUUGGCGUCAGCGCCAUGCAAGGUUGGAGAAUAAGCAUGGAGGACGCGCACGCUGCAGUACUCGACCUACAACCGCUCGAGGGAGACGAGGAGCUCAAGCCCGCAGCCUCGGACGUGCGGAUAUCAUUCUUCGGAGUAUAUGAUGGCCAUGGAGGAGACAAGGUGGCAAUCUACGCCGGCGAGCACCUACACAACAUCGUGGCCAAGCAAGAGUCGUUCAAGAGUAAGGACUUCGAGCAGGCGCUCAAAGACGGCUUUCUCGCCAUUGACAGAGCUAUACUGAGUGGUGCGUAUUUCGUGUGAAGAGGCCAUUGGGUGGAGAUUGCGGCCGCUGACAAAUGACGUGAUGCAGACCCCAAGUAUGAGGAAGAAGUUUCUGGCUGCACCGCCUCUGUGGGUAUCAUCACCAAGGACAAGGUCUACGUGGUAUGUUCAGCGCAUUGUGAGCUGCGUGGGUAGCAUAUUGACUUCGCGCAGGGUAACGCUGGAGACUCGCGAUCCGUUCUGGGCAUCAAAGGCCGCGCCAAGCCUUUGUCCUUUGAUCACAAGCCCCAGAACGAGGGCGAAAAGGCACGUAUCUGCGCUGCUGGAGGCUUCGUCGAUUUUGGCAGAGUGAACGGCAAUCUGGCAUUGAGCAGAGCCAUUGGCGAUUUCGAAUUCAAGAAGAGCGCAGAUCUGCCUCCGGAGCAACAGAUUGUCACGGCGUUCCCAGAUGUGACCGUACAUGAGCUUGGAGAAGAUGACGAGUUCCUCGUCAUUGCGUGUGAUGGUAAGUCUGGGUUUCCAGUGUGUCCUUUUCGGGUAGUUGACCGGUUGCAGGUAUCUGGGACUGCCAGUCAUCACAAGCGGUCGUUGAGUUCGUACGGAGAGGAAUUGCCGCAAAGCAAGAGCUGCACUCUAUCUGCGAAAACAUGAUGGACAACUGCCUCGCAUCCAACUCCGAGACCGGUGGUGUGGGCUGCGACAACAUGACCAUGGUCAUUAUUGCUCUGCUCAACGGCAAGACGAAGGAGGAGUGGUACAAGAUGAUCGGCGAACGGGUCGCGAACGGAGAUGGGCCCUGCGCACCUCCUGAGUACGGCAAGUCUUGA
Molecule: messenger RNA, 1312 nt
Organism: Lecanosticta acicola
Lineage: Eukaryota; Fungi; Ascomycota; Dothideomycetes; Mycosphaerellales; Mycosphaerellaceae
Source: the annotation of a GenBank genome assembly